CCUCGUAUGAUCAAUGACAAAACGACCAGGUUCAAUGAACCACCACGCUACUAUUCCUACAGUCCUACUCCCCCAAGCAUGAGCGACGCCCCCUCCAAUUUAGUCAAUGACAUUGCUCCUUAAAAGUUAAAACCCUCCUUCUGCCUUAAAACCACUGCUGCAACCACCACUACCACCACCGAUCAUUAUGGCGUUCUCUGAGUUUAGGCCACUUGCUGAGAAAUCUUUGAUAGAGUACAUCAAGGCCACGCCUGUUUUAUACAACAAGCUUGGCAAUAAUUUCGAUGACUUGAAAAUCAAAGAAGUUGGAGAUGGGAAUCUCAAUUUCGUCUUCAUUGUUGUUGGCUCCGCUGGCUCUUUUGUCAUCAAGCAGGCCCUUCCUUACAUACGUUGUAUUGGAGAAUCAUGGCCCAUGACUAAGGAAAGAGCCUAUUUUGAGGCUGUGGCACUUAAAGCGCAUGGUCAGUUGUGCCCUGAACAUGUUCCUGAAGUUUAUCAUUUUGACCGAACUAUGUCUUUGAUUGGCAUGCGAUACCUGGAGCCUCCACAUAUUAUCCUAAGAAAAGGAUUAAUUGCUGGAAUUCAGUAUCCUCAUCUAGCAGAACAUAUUUCAGAUUACAUGUCAAAGACCCUUUUUUACACAUCCCUUUUGUAUCGUACCACCACUGAGCACAAACGUGAUGUUGCUGAGUUCUGUGGGAAUGUGGAGUUAUGCAGGCUUACAGAGCAAGUUGUUUUUUCUGACCCGUACAAAGUAUCUCAAUAUAACCACUGGACUUCCCCUUACCUUGAUCAAGAUGCUGAGGCUGUCCGUGAGGAUAAUGUUUUAAAGCUCGAAAUUGCUGAAUUAAAAUCAAAGUUCUGUGAAAGAGCCCAAGCCUUAAUACAUGGAGAUCUUCACACAGGUUCUGUCAUGGUUACUUCUAACUCGACUCAGGUUAUAGAUCCAGAAUUUGCAUUUUAUGGACCAAUGGGUUUUGAUGUGGGAGCUUUCAUUGGAAACUUGUUUUUGGCGUACUUUGCUCAAGAUGGCCAUGCUGAUUUAGUAGAUGACCGAAAAUCAUUUAAAGAAUGGGUUUUGAGGACGACUGAAGACACAUGGAAUCUUUUUCACAAAAAAUUCACAGCACUUUGGGACAAGCACAAGGAUGGACAUGGUGAGGCAUAUCUUCCAGCAAUUUAUAAUAACCCUGAGCUUCAGCAGCUUAUACAGGAAAAAUACAUGAAAGAUUUGUUCCAUGACACCCUUGGAUUUGGUGCAGCUAAAAUGAUAAGGAGAAUUGUCGGUGUUGCCCAUGUUGAGGAUUUUGAAUCAAUAAAAGAUGCUAGCAAACGAGCUGAAUGUGAGCGGCAGGCCCUCGAGUUUGCAAAACUACUCCUCAAAGAAAGGCGGCGAUUCCAGUCCAUCAAUGAAGUUGUGUCAGCUAUUCGGGCAUAAGUUCAUGACAAACUUUUGGCUCAUAAAUGCAGGUAUCGAGAAGGCGUAUGGCAUGAAACAUGUAUUACUGGAUAUAAAGAAGACUCUGAAGGAGAUUCUGAUCAGACUGAAGAUUCUGGAGGUUUUGAUUCCAAUGAAAAAUCUGCUGUUCAAGCUUUACCACUUACAAAAUGAUUAAACCAAUUACUGUAAAAUUAUCAGUCGGUAGUCAAAUUGUAGCUGAUUUUCUGGCAAAUUUCAUUUUUCUUCUUCUCUUGUUUUAACAUAUGUCCUUUUUAUUCAUGAGUUUAAAUUCAACCUUAUAUCUGUUAUCAAA
Messenger RNA from Hevea brasiliensis (rubber tree), 1754 nucleotides. Its product is annotated as methylthioribose kinase. The coding region runs from base 188 to 1438 and encodes 416 amino acids. The record is from RefSeq and is a predicted model, not a curated record. Gene Ontology annotation, molecular function: S-methyl-5-thioribose kinase activity. NCBI's taxonomy places the organism in Eukaryota, Viridiplantae, Streptophyta, Magnoliopsida, Malpighiales, Euphorbiaceae. The transcript is spliced from 7 exons.